CAGAGCUUGAGAGCUUGGCAGCCAAUCCAGUCCUCCUAGCAACGGUGUCAGGUUUACCUUAGCAACACUCCUGCAGCUGGCGAAAGCCAUUGCUGCAGAGACGGCAAAAGCAAAGAGAUUCCUCCACAAGCCAAUUCAACACCAUGUCAGAGCCACCUGGCGAACAGCCUGGAGAGGGAGAGAAACCUGAGCCACAGCGCCCAGAGAUCCCCCAGCAAUCCAGCCUUUCCUCCACCAGAUCCAUACAAAGCCUUCCAGGACAGCCUGGCCAUGGACUUCGUAGGCAGACCAGCAGCAUGGAACGAGGCCUGCAGCCGCCUCCCGACCAGAGUGAACAGACAGAACACAUUCCCUACUAUGAUCAACAGCCAGGUCCACCUGAACAACUGACUGGCAACAUGUACCAGCCCCAGGAACCAAGUGCUUACGAGCAGGAAGAACAAAGAGGGGCUAUUUAUCAACCUCAACAAGCAAGAGGUAGCCUUUUCCAAGGCAGGGGCAGUAUACCUCAAUCCCAGGACCACGAUUCUGCGGGCGGCACAUCACAGCCGCAGGGCCAAAGUCAGUUCCCACAGGUGCCUUUAGUCAGAAGCAGUCCGAAGCAGUAUGACCCAGGACAUGGUCCUUACCAACCUCAUGAGCCUGGAUUUGGCCUCUAUCAACUUGGAGCUGGCAUUUAUGAAGAUCAGGUACCAGAUCCGACAGCCAGAGAAUUGGCAAUUAAGAAUGCGAAGGCUUAUCUCCUGAAAACAAGCAUCAAAUCUGGUGUGAGCUUGUAUGACCACUUCGCUGAAAUGUUGGCCAAAAUCCUGGAGGAGCGACCUGAAAACCCAGCAGACAUCAUUGAGAAUAUCAGCAAAGAUAUAAAGUGUGCUCGUUUCCAGAAAAAACUGGACACCCUCCGAGAUGACCAUGAGAAAUUGCCAACAUACGAGCUGGCUGAAAUGUAUAAAGCCCUUUUCCAGAAGGCUGGUGGAGAUGGAGCAGAACAAGAAGUUGAAGAAGAAACACUAGAAACACCUCUGCCUAAUGUGAUGGAGACAGCCUACUAUUUUGAACAAGCUGGAGUUGGUUUGAGCUUGGAAGAAUACUACCACAUAUUCCUUGCCCUCAAACUGCUGGUCGUCACACACUCAGUUCAGACAUGUCGUUUCUGGGGCAAAAUCCUAGGAAUAGAAGCAAACUAUAUUGUCGCUGAAGUCGAGUUCCGUGAGGGAGAGGAGGAAGAAGAGGCAGAGGAGGAAGAAGUAGUUGAAGAAGGUUUGAAAGAAGGAAGUGAGAGAGAGGAAGAUGAGGAAGAUGAGGAAGAAAAAGAUGAGCCUCCCAAACCCAACUAUAAGCCUCCACCAACAAUACCAAAAGAAGAGAGUCGGACCGGGACCAAUAAAUUCUUUUACUUUGUCUGCAAUGAACCAGGCAAACCCUGGGUGAAAUUACCUCACGUGACACCUGUGCAGAUUGUGAAUGCCAGAAAAAUCAAAAAGUUCCUCACUGGAAGACUGGAUGCUCCCAUUGUGAGUUACCCGCCCUUCCCAGGCAACGAGGCCAAUUACCUGCGUGCCCAGAUUGCCCGCAUUUCAGCUGCCACCCAGAUCAGCCCCUUGGGGUUUUAUCAGUUUGGAGAAGAAGAAGGAGAUGAGGAGGAGGAGGGAGGAGCCGGAAGAGACUCGUAUGAAGAAAAUCCAGACUUUGAACCCAUUACUGUGGGAGAGUUGGUGGAAUCUCUCUCCAACUGGGUGCAUCAUGUACAGAAUAUUCUAAUGCAGGGACGCUGUACAUGGGUCAAUCCCCUUCAGAAGGCAGAGGAAGAGGAGGAGGAGGAUGAAGAAGAGGAGAAAGAAGAUGUAGAGGAGACCCAACAAGAAAUAGGACCUCCACUUCUCACUCCACUCUCUGAAGAUGCAGAAAUUCAGAAUACUCCUCCGUGGUCAACUGAGGCCUCUACAAACUUGAUUCCUCAAUAUGCCAUUGCAGUUCUGCAGUCUAACCUGUGGCCUGGAGCAUAUUCCUUUGGUACUGGCAGGAGAUUUGACAACAUCUAUGUUGGUUGGGGUCUUAAAUACAGUCCAGACAAUUAUACCCCUCCAGAGCUACCAUCGGUGCAGUUUGAGUAUCCCAGUGGACCAGAAAUCACAGAAGGAACCGAUCCAACUGUGGAAGAAGAGCAGGCACUAAAAGCUGCACAGGAGGAGGCUUUGGCUGCAGAAGAGAUAGAAGAGGAAGAGGAAGAAGAUGAAGAUGAGGAUGAUUAAACUCCAAAGAGUUGAAUGCAUUGUAGUAUUCCCCAACCCCAAAGAAUUCACUGACUUUUUUAUUAGUGGACUAGAAUAAGAAGAGUGUAAUAAAUACUUACCUAUUCAGUCAA
Sphaerodactylus townsendi is the source of this 2365-nucleotide messenger RNA. Its product is annotated as radial spoke head protein 6 homolog A-like. Bases 144 to 2252 code for a protein of 702 amino acids. The record is from RefSeq and is a predicted model, not a curated record. Gene Ontology annotation, biological process: cilium assembly; cilium movement involved in cell motility; axoneme assembly. The transcript is spliced from 6 exons. Gene Ontology annotation, cellular component: axoneme; radial spoke. NCBI's taxonomy places the organism in Eukaryota, Metazoa, Chordata, Lepidosauria, Squamata, Sphaerodactylidae.